Messenger RNA from Callorhinchus milii (elephant shark), 4311 nucleotides. RefSeq names its product sortilin-related VPS10 domain containing receptor 2 (gene sorcs2). Gene Ontology annotation, molecular function: protein binding. Gene Ontology annotation, cellular component: membrane. Lineage: Eukaryota; Metazoa; Chordata; Chondrichthyes; Chimaeriformes; Callorhinchidae. The record is from RefSeq and is a predicted model, not a curated record. The transcript is spliced from 28 exons. Bases 1 to 3684 code for a protein of 1227 amino acids.
AUGUCGAACACAGCGGAGAGGUCCAGGACCACCAGGAGAGCAGAGGGAACCCUGGUCACAGAGAGAGAGCGAGAGGACAUUGUCUAUGACCUUGACAAGCACCGUUUCCGUGCUAUGGGCAGCGAGGAAACCAGACUGGAGGCGCUCAAGAAGCCAGUGGGCGGAGAGGAGGUUCAAGGAAAGCUGAUCAGUGACAACCGGUUCCGAAGCUUUGGCAAGGAAGGGCAGGUGGGAAAGGGGAUGCCACCGGCCAUGGCCAGUGCCCGGCACCGGAGCUCCCACUCCAGCAGAUACCUGUGGCUUCCCUCCUCCUCCUCCUCCACCUCCACCACCAGCUUCUUCCUAUGGCUCUCCCUCCUCCCCUCGGCUCUUGGCGGCAUCUCCCUUCUCGCCGAGCCCGGCGCCAGCCCCGGGAGGCUGGGCAGGACCGGGCUGGGGCUGGGGCUGGGGGGUGGGGAGGCUGGCGGUGGCUCGGGGCUGGGGCUGGGGCUGGGGCUGGGGCUCGGGGGGGAGGCGGCUCGGCUCGGGAGGAGAUCUCUGCCGCCCUCCGGCAGCCGAGAGCCGACUCUGCUCAGCACCUCCUUCAUCCUACGGGGGGACGCUUCCCACAACCAGGCGAUGGUGCAUUGGACAGGAGAGAACAGCAGCGUAAUCCUGAUUCUCACCAAAAUGUUCCAUUCAGACAUGGGGAAGGUUCUGGAAAGCUCGCUGUGGAGGUCCUCGGAUUAUGGAACCACUUAUGUCAAACUGAACCUACAACCAGGCAUCCCUAACAUCAUCACCAACUUCUACAUCUGUCCUGCAAAUAAGAAAAAGAUAAUCCUGGUCAGCUCUUCGAUGAACGAUCGCGAUCAAAGCCUCUUUAUUAGCACAGACGAAGGUGCCAUCUUUCAGAAGCAGCAGAUCUCCUUCUCUGUGGAAACGCUGGUCUUUCACCCCAAAGAAGAGGAUAAGGUGCUUGCAUACUGCAGGGAGCAGCGAUUAUAUUUUUCCACUGAUCUGGGAAAAAAGUGGCAGCUCCUACAGGAACGAGUGACAAAGGAUCGGUUUUAUUGGUCUGUGAAUGGCAUUGAUAAUGAACCUGAUCUGGUUCACAUGGAGAUUCAGCACAGCAGUGGAGGUUUCCUCUAUGUCACCUGUCCGAUUCUAAACUGCACUGAAAGAAAUUUGAAAGCUCACUUCUCUGGAUACAUAGAUAAGAACUCACUGCUUGUCAAUGAUGACUACAUAUUCAUUCAGUCAGCCUCUGGAAAUUGGACAAAGUAUUAUGUCUCUUACCGCCGAAAUGAGUUUGUUCAGAUGAAAUUACCCAAAUACGCCUUAGCAAAGGACAUGCAGAUCAUCAGUACGGAUGAGAAUCAAGUCUUCGUAGCUGUCAAGGAAUGGCAUCAGACUGACACCUACAACCUGUACCUGUCUGACGUGCAGGGCGUGCAUUUCAUUCUUGCUCUGGAAGAUGUCAGGAGCACCAAACAGCCAGAAGAAAAUGUUGUGAUAGACAUUCACGAGGUACGAGGAGUGAAAGGUGUUUUCUUAGCUAAUAAGAAAGUGAAUGGUAAAGUGAAGACCUACAUCACCUAUAACAAGGGUCGUGAUUGGCAAUUGUUGUCACCACCAGCUACCGACAUGAACGGCAAGCCAACUGACUGUCAUUUUCCUGAAUGUUCUGUUCACCUGCACCUGCGCUGGGCAGAUAAUCCGUAUGUGUCAGGGACUGUUCACACCAAGGACUCCGCACCGGGACUUAUUAUGGGAGCAGGAAACCUGGGUGCCCACCUGGUCGAAUACAAAGAAGACAUGUACAUAACCUCUGACUGCGGCAACACAUGGAGGCAGGUAUUUGAGGAAGAGCAUCAUAUUCUGUACCUGGACCAUGGCGGUGUUAUUGUUGCCAUCAAGGACACCUCCAUCCCUCUGAAGAUACUCAAGUUCACUGUAGACGAAGGACAUACCUGGACAACGCACAACUUCACCAGUACUUCUGUCUUUGUGGAUGGACUGUUGAGUGAACCGGGCGAUGAAACACUGGUCAUGACGAUCUUUGGUCACAUCAGCUUCCGCUCAGACUGGGAGCUAGUAAAAGUGGACUUCAGACCGACUUUCCCCAGACAUUGCUUACCUGAUGACUACGACUCAUGGAAUCUAAUGAAUCAGGCCGAGCACUGUAUCAUGGGUGAGCGGAGAGAGUUCAGGAAGCGGAAAAUAUCUUCGUGGUGCAUUAAAGGAAAGAACUUCACAUCUGCUGUCACAUCCAAACCUUGCCAGUGCACAGACUUCGACUUUGAGUGCGACUAUGGGUUUGAGCAGCAGAAAAAUGGCCAGUGCUUCCCAGCAUUUUGGUACAAUCCAGAUGCCCCCUCUGAGCAUUGCAGAUUGGGACAGACCUACACCAGCAGUUCUGGGUACAGAAAGGUGGUGCUGAAUGUCUGUGAAGGUGGUGUGGACAAACAGCAGGGUUCAACACAGCACCAGUGCCCACUAAUGGCCCCCAAAGGACUUCGUAUUGUCACUAAAGGUGAACGGCUGGCGGUCAACCCGGGUGAUGAUGUUACCUUCAUAGUAUCACAGGACCAGGGUGAUACGUUAAACACAAAGUAUCAGGUGGAUCUUGGUGAUGGCUUUAGGGCCAUUUAUGUCAAUCUCACGCUCAUGGACGAACCAAUUCUACACAGAUAUGAGAAACCAGGAAUCUACCGUGUCUCUGUCAAAGCAGAAAACAGUGCAGGGUCUGAUGAAGCAAUGGUAUACAUCCAGGUUAACUCACCUCUCCAGGUGGUGCACUUGGAGGUGUUGCCUGUCCUUCGCAGAGGCCAACUAAUGAAUCUGACAGCGUUGGUUCAGCCCAGCAACUCUAACCUAACAGUUUUCCAGUGGUGGCUAGGGGACAAUCUCCAGCCUCGCCUUUCCCUGGAAAACAGCAUUCUGACCAGCUUCAAUGCAAAUGGGCAGAUUAAGAUCACAGUGCAGGCUUCCUGUGGGAGCUCCAUGGUUCAGGACUCCAAAGUGGUGACUGUCUUCGACCAGCUGGAGGUUCUGCCUCUCGUGUUCUCUGAGAACAUAGACAGUUGCAAUCCGAAUGUGCCAGAGUGGAGGGAAGACAUUGGCCGGGUCAUAUCGAGGAUCUUAGCAAAGGCAACAGGCCUCUCUGAGCAGCUGCUGCUGACGGUGGUGAGAGUGGGCCUGCCCACCACUGCGGAGCUGUACCUGCUUCCACCACCAGAUAAACCCAAGCAGAAAAGAAGCACAAGCAUGGACAAGGGUAUUGAUUCCUUGAUAGAAGUCUUGACAGAAAACCAGGUCACAUUUUCUUUGAAACCAGGGGUGGACGUAACUGUUACACUGGCGGAUUAUAGAGCAGUUUCCCAGAAAAUCAUUGGAGGGAGAGGCGUCCUGAUUAUAGUAAUCAUGUUUGUGAUCUGCCUGCUCGGAGUGGGGGGUUUCAUCCUGCACAAGUUCAAGAGGAAGAUACCGGGGCGAAAUGUUUAUGCUCAGAUGCACAACGAGAAAGAACAGGAGAUGACAAGUCCUGUUAAUCACAGUGAAGACACUCAGAACAUCAUCCAGGGAGAGGAGUUUAUUGAUGAUGAUUUGGAUUCCCAGACACUCGGAAAUGGAAGAGGCAAUCACUCAGCUGUGGUUCUCAGCAUAAACUCCCGGGAAAUGCACAGUUACCUGAGUAGCUGAUGUUUGCUAUGGAUGAAACGUUAAGACUCACCUCCAUUUUAUUUUGUUGUUUCUGGGGAAGGGGAGGAAGAGAGGCAGUGAAAUGAACUACAUUAUUGGUGACGGGACUGAGUGGGAAAAUCUUGCCUCCAGUGCUUACUAAACCUUCUCCAGUCAAGCAUCAGUGUGUUAUAAACAUCCCCUGCACAGAGAACAGCGUCACAGCGAGGAACCGUGAAGCUAUCUAUCUCUCCUGCACCACACUCCACACCUUCCUUUGAAUGAGUUGUGUUCGGAUGGGGGGGGGGGAAGGUAAGGGAUCAGGUCACUCCAAUGUGUUAUAAACUGAAUCUCUCCGAUUCUCGUCUUGCAUCCUGUUUGCCUUUUUUGAGAAGCACAAGUUUGCGUUACACAAUAUUUGUUUCGAAAGACUGACCUGUAUCACGUGUACAAACAGUGUUGCAGUCCCAUCUACACAGUUAUCACCUCAUUUCCAUUCCCAAGAAACAUCUGAAACGUUUGCUGACAUGUUAUUUGAAUUUUACACAAUUAAAGUUUGCUCAAAUAUAUGUUGUUUCUAUAGCGCCCCGUCCUGUUUUCACUAAUGCUUCAUAAAAUUGUAUACUGUUUCUCUGUAUCUUCCCCCCC